AGAGCAGAAAAGGGAAAGUGAUGAAAAACAGAAGUGGAAGAAGGAAUCCGGUGCUUCUGAAAGUGCCAGCUGCCUGGAAACGACAACGCGAGAAGAAAAUCACAAAGAACAGAGAAGCAUUAUGCUCCCUCUGUGUGCAGGCACUUCAACUGGACCGUCAGUCUCCAACAUGCAACAGGGAAGUCAAAACAGGGAGAAACUGUUUCAGCUGUCAGAGUGUGAGAAGAGCUUCAGGCUGAAUGAAACUCUUACCUUACCCCAAAAAUCACGCACCGAGGAGAAGGCGCACAAAUGCUCCGAGUGUGGAGAGAGCUUCCACAAGAAGGACCACCUCGUUGCACAUCAAAGAGGUCACAUUGCCGGAAAAACCUACGACUGCCCCGAAUGUGGAAGGAGCUUCAGUCACGGCUCUGGCCUUGCUUCCCAUCAGAGGAUCCACACAGGAGACAAACCCAAUACAUGCACAGAGUGUGGAAAGAGUUUUAGUCGCAGCACAAGCCUUACUUACCACCAAAGAAUCCACACAGGAGAAAAACCAUAUAAAUGCGCUGAAUGUGGGAAAAGCUUCACUUACAUCUCUGGUUUUUCUUACCAUCAAAGAAUCCACACGGGAGUGAAACCAUAUCAAUGCUCACAGUGUGGGAAGAGCUUCAGUCUCAACUCAGGACUUGCCUCCCAUCAAAAAAUCCACACGGGAGAGAAACCGUAUAAAUGCACACAGUGUGGAAAGAGUUUCAGUCACAGUUCAGGUCUUUCUUACCAUCAAAGAACCCACACAGGGGAGAAACCAUAUAAAUGUUCACAGUGUGGAAAGGGCUUCAGAGAAAGUGGAAAACUUACUUCCCAUCAAAGAACUCAUACAGGAGAGAAGCCAUAUUGCUGCUCAGAGUGUGGAAAGAGUUUCAGUCACCAUUCAGGUCUUGCUUACCAUCAAAGAAUCCACACAGGGGAGAAACCAUAUAAAUGCACUGAGUGCGGGAAGAGUUUCAGUCACAGCUCAGGGCUUAUUUCCCAUCAAAGAAUUCACACAGGGAAGAAACCAUAUACAUGUUUUGAGUGUGGAAAGAGCUUUAGUCAGAGCACAAUCCUCAAUAUACAUCAGAGAAUCCACACUGGUGAGAAACCUUAUACAUGUCCUGAGUGUGGAAAGAGCUUCAGCCAUAGCUCAGGUCUUGCUUACCAUCAAAGAGUCCACACAGGGGAGAAGCUAUACAAAUGCACUGAGUGUGGAAAGAGCUUCAGUUGCAACUCAGGCCUUACUUACCAUCAAAGGGUUCAUAAAGGGGAGAGACCAUAUAAGUGUGCUGAGUGUGGACAGACCUUCAGAGAAAGUGGAAAACUUGCUUCCCAUCAAAGAACUCACACUGGAGAGAAACCAUAUAAAUGCUCUGAAUGUGGAAAGAGCUUCAGAGAAAGCGGAAAACUUGUUUCCCAUCAAAGAAUCCACACAGGAGAGAAACCAUAUCAGUGUUCAGAGUGCGGAAGGAGCUUCUCUCAGAGUGGAAAUCUUGCGUCCCAUAAAAAAAUCCACACAAGGGAGAAACCGUAUAAAUGCCCUGAGUGUGGAAAGAGCUUCAGUUACAGUUCCAGCCUUGCUUACCAUCAAAGAAUCCACACAGGGGAGAAGCCAUAUAAAUGCUCAGUGUGUGAGAAAAGUUUCUGCCACAGCAGAUACCUUACUUACCACCAAGUCAUCCACACUGGGGAGAAGCCAUUUAAGUGUUCUGUGUGCGGAAAGUGCUUCAGACGGAGUACAUACCGGAAUGCACAUCAGAAAACCCACAUAGAAAUAAUUCCCCAAGAAAACCAUACACACGGGAUCUGUGAUAUCAGCCUAGCAUUCUCUCCUCCCUAAAGCUGACUCUGUUCUGUGCCAUGUAAGCCAAAGAUGAGGAAGCUGUCCUUCUGGAUGUAGUCUUUGAUAAAUGAGUUUCUCUGGCUUCUAAUGCUGGUUGAAGCAGAAGACUAUUUCUUAAGAUUAGCUAACUCUAGCCAAGUUCUCUGCACACCACAAGUAGGCAGACUGGGGAAAGGAUGUGGUUUAUAAUCCACAAGGAUCCAUGUUCCUCCCCAGGUGUGAAAUCCAGAAAGUCCCUUUGUCAAAUGUGCACCUGAGGUUGGGGACAAAGGAAAGGCUGAGAAUUC
This is a messenger RNA of Gekko japonicus, 2145 nucleotides long. Its product is annotated as zinc finger protein 883-like. The record is from RefSeq and is a predicted model, not a curated record. Gene Ontology annotation, molecular function: RNA polymerase II cis-regulatory region sequence-specific DNA binding; DNA-binding transcription factor activity, RNA polymerase II-specific. Lineage: Eukaryota; Metazoa; Chordata; Lepidosauria; Squamata; Gekkonidae. Gene Ontology annotation, biological process: regulation of transcription by RNA polymerase II. The coding region runs from base 122 to 1855 and encodes 577 amino acids. The transcript has a single exon.